AUGGUUCUGCCCAAACCCAACCCCACAAAAUCAUAUUGGAUUGAAGCCGCCGAGUCGCCUUUGCGCGACUACCGAUCGAGCGAGACGCUCCCAGAAGAAACCGAUGUUGCAAUCAUUGGCAGUGGCUACGCCGGAGUCUCAACUGCCUAUUGGCUCCACAAAUACACCGAACAUGCAUCUACACAGCCGCGAGUGACGAUCCUAGAAGCACGCGAUGUAUGUGGCGCUGCUACUGGGCGAAAUGGAGGACAACUACGCCCGCAUCUUUACUCUCGAUACCCCAUAUGGCGCGACCGCUUUGGCGCAGCAGGCGCCAUGCACCUAAUCCGGCACGAACACGCGCACCUGGCCGCAUUCAAAGACCUCUGCGACGCCGAAGGCAUCACAGAAGAAGUAUGCCUGAAACUCGGUGAGACCUUCGACGCAGCCAUGUCCGACGAAGCAUGGAGCCGACUCAGCCACGCACUCGAUGAAAUGCGCAAAGAUCACGGCGACGACCAUGAAAUCGUAAAGCUAUGCCGUAAGAUCGAAGACCAGGCCGAAGCAGAAGAAGUAACGCAGAUGAAAGGAGCACUGAAAGCCAUUGUGCAUCCAACGGGACAAAUAUGGCCCUACAAAUUCAUCCACGCCCUCCUCCGCAUCCUCCUCACAACCCCAACUUUUACCCUGCACUCGCACACCCCCGUCACCAGCGUCUCCGACCGCGAUUCAGCAGGCUACACUACGCUCAGCACGCCGCGCGGCACCCUCCGCGCGAAGACAGUCAUCCACGCCACAUGCCGCUGGGCCUCGCACCUCCUCCCCGAAUUCGAACGCUUAAUUCUCCCGCAACUAGGUGCCAUCGCAGCCAUCAAGGCACCCGAGGGCUUGUUGAAGCGGACGGGGGCGCAGCAUUGGGAUGGUAUGGUGAAUAACUACCACGUUCAACUACCACCCCCCUACAACGUCAUCAUCAUAGGCGGGGCCCGCCAACUACUCAGUCAUUACCCUGAAAUCAGCAUUUUGAACGAUGAAGACGAUAAGCAGGCACCUGGUGUACCGGAGUUUUACAAGACGUGGCCGGCGGCGGAUAUAGUGGGUUGGCCGGGACCGAAAAUUGCAGAGUUGGGGUUUGAUGUUGAGAAGGGGGGCAGUUGGACUGGUGCACACGAAACAAGUGCAGAUGGCUUCCCGUUUGUCGGCGCCCUCCCGAAUCGCAGCAAUCAGUUCAUUAAUGCUGGGUACACAGGACAUGGAAUGCCUCGCAUCCUGCUAUCUUCAGCAUCCCUGGCGCCGCUUGUGCUAGACGCUCUGGGGCUGCAGUACAGCCCACCGCAGCUCACAGAUUCGUAUCCUGCGCUACCUCAGCCAUUUCACGCUACUGAACACCGUAUUACCAAGCUCCAGGAUACCGAUCCCGAAAAGGUGCUUGCCGAUUACAGGGUCCAGUGUGAAGCCAGUGCGCGAAAGCCUUUUUGUAAUAUAGACAGGGUAAAGGGAGUCCAGUCUAGCCCUCAUCUUUAG
Molecule: messenger RNA, 1503 nt
Organism: Bipolaris victoriae FI3
Lineage: Eukaryota; Fungi; Ascomycota; Dothideomycetes; Pleosporales; Pleosporaceae
Exons: 7
Coding region: 1-1503 (500 amino acids)
Cellular component (GO): cytoplasm
Molecular function (GO): oxidoreductase activity
Source: RefSeq, a predicted model, not a curated record